Messenger RNA from Vicia faba (fava bean), 1569 nucleotides. Lineage: Eukaryota; Viridiplantae; Streptophyta; Magnoliopsida; Fabales; Fabaceae. The record is from the annotation of a GenBank genome assembly.
AUGUUCAUAGCCAAAGGUUUGGUAUCUAUUAUAGUGAUCAUAGUUUUGAUUCUGCCACAGAUUUCAGCACAAGCUUUCUCACCUACUCAUUCUGCUGCAGAUAGCGCGACGGAACAAACUAAACAGAAGGAUAAUACAAUUAGAGUUGAUCCUUUAGAAAAUUUUAAAAAAUAUAGAGGAGGAUUCAACAUCACCAACAAGAAUUAUUGGAGUUCUUUGAUAUUUACUGGUGUAUAUGGAUAUGCAAUUGGAAUGUUGUUCCUUCUAUGUGGAAUAUUGUAUGGAGUUUUUUUGGUAAUCACCGAGUUUUGUUAUCGCGAAAAUGAUGGAGGAAAAAUAAUGAAGAAGGUGUUUCCUUGUAAUUACAAGACUUGUGAUGUUUCACUAAUUCUUUUGGCCUUGUUUCUCAUGUUAAUUGCCAUAGUUGCAACAGGGCUAAUUCUAGUUGGGAGUGCAAGAUUUCAUUCGGAAGGCAAAACUUCGGUUGAUAUCAUAAUCAAAACUGCAAACAAAGCAUCGGAAACAAUACAUAAUACAACAGAUGCAUUAAAAGGCAUGGAGAAUAGCUUGAUGGAAGCAAAUGUUAGCAUUGAGGCUUCAUCGAAUCUUGACUCUACAGCUGAGAAACUUGAAGAUGCCUCAGGAAAUAUUGAAAUGCAAGCCAGGAAGAAUAGACGCCUUAUCAACAAGGGCUUGAAAAUAGUGUAUGUAACUACUAUAGUGAUUAUGUGCUUGAACUUGCUUGCUGUAACAGUUUUGUCAGUUUGUGGAAUGCUAAGGUUAAGGAGGUCAUUGUACAUGCUUGUUGCAUUUUGUUGGUUGAUGACAGUGUUAUGCUGGCUAUUCUUUGGAGUCUAUUUCUUCUUAGAAAAAUUUUCUAGUGAUGCAUGCACAGCUCUUGACAACUUUCAAGAAAAUCCUUACAACAACAGCCUAAGCUCAAUCCUUCCAUGUCAAGAAUUGCUCAAAGCAAAACCAGUUCUAUCUGAAUUUAGUUCUGGAAUCUAUCAUCUUGUUAACGAGGUGAAUGCAAAUCUAUCAAUGCAGGCAACAUCAUAUUCAAAUCCUGUUCAUGUUUGCAAUCCUUUCUCAGAACCACCAAAUUAUUUCUACCAGCCCGAGAAUUGUUCCGAAAAUACUAUACGAAUAGGAGACAUUCCAAAGGUAUUGAAGCCUUUUACUUGUUUGGAUGCAAAUGUUGUGACAUGUGAGAAUGGAAAUUUCAUAACAAACAUUGAAUAUGCAAGAGUUGAAACUUACACAAAUUCAAUUCAAGAUUUAUUGAAUGUGUAUCCAAGUAUGGAACAUUUGUUAGAAUGUCAAAUUGUGAAAGAUGCAUUUUCUCAAGUUCUUGUUCACCAUUGCAAGCCUAUGAAGAAAUAUGCUAAGAUGGCAUGGGUAGGAAUGGUGUUCCUUGGAGUGAUAAUGGUUUUGUUGAUUCUGCUUUGGACUACAAAGGCUAGUUAUGAACAUUGUUAUCAUGUUUCAGAUGGUUCUGUGGAGUCUCAUUUUGAAGUAUCAAAUUCAUUGAAAUCAAGAGUAAAUAAAGAUAAAGAGAUUGAGAUUUGA